AUGGAGCUCAAUGUCUCCAAAUGUGUAGUUAUGUUUCUCGGUCGCAGUAGCUUAGUUCAUGAGUAUGACUAUUGCAUCGAUGGCAGAAGUCUCAGCGUGGUCGAGAAAUUCAGAGAUCUUGGUGUAAUCACUGUCCCUUCACUCAGCCCACAAGAUCAUCUGAUCCAUAUAUCCUCAAGAGUCUCUUCUCUGUUGGGGUUUAUCCAUCGCUCCACAAGAUCUUUCAAAUCUCCCAUGGCACUCGUCACGCUAUACAAAUCCCUGGCCCGACCAAUCUUAGAGUACUGCUCUGUCAUCUGGAAUCCUUAUCAAACUGGCCAUAUUGAAAUCUUAAACAGGAUUCAAACACGAUUUCUUAAACUACUGGGUCUGAAACUCGGGUUUCCUUUCCUCGACGUUCCUGUAGCAGCUCUCGAGGUGCACUUUGGCCUUCAGCCACUUCCCCUGAGACGACAAGUCAACGACAUUGUAUUCCUUUUCAAAGUGGCAAAUGGGAUCAUUGACUGUCCCGAACUCUUGAACGAAGUGGACUUUAACGCUCCCAGAGGAACCCGAUCCAGAGCUGUCUUCAGAAGGAGGUAUCAGCCCACGAACUAUACCCUUCACCACGGAAUCUCCAGACUGCUGAGAUUUAGCGAAGACCUCUGCCCACACUUGGAUUUCUUUGGGCCAUCACCAGCAUCCUUCAGACGUGAUGUCCAGAGGUUGCUCUACUGA
This is a messenger RNA of Macrosteles quadrilineatus (aster leafhopper), 717 nucleotides long. RefSeq lists its product as uncharacterized. The record is from RefSeq and is a predicted model, not a curated record. Bases 1 to 717 code for a protein of 238 amino acids. The transcript has a single exon. Lineage: Eukaryota; Metazoa; Arthropoda; Insecta; Hemiptera; Cicadellidae.